UCAGUCUCAGUCAGUUACAAAUAUUCAAGCAAUAGCGAAACCGCACUUCUUCUUCUUUCUCUCUUUUUCUUUUCACAGCGAAACGACAAUGACAAUCUCUCAAAACGACGACGACGAUUCUUUCACAAACGAUGAUCGACGCAUGAGUCUCAUCGACUUUUCUUCCGCCGACGAUUCUCUCAUCGCCAAUCCCUUCCACCAUCAUUCAUCAGAGUUGUUUUCCACUUCAAAUUCGAGAGACGAAUUCGAUGAUGCUGCUACCAAAUUCAAAGAGUGGGAACGGGAAUCUCAACCAAAUGAGAUUGAUGAAAACAACAAGUUUAAUUUGCGCCAGAGUAUUGCUUGGGAUACUGCUUUUUUCACAAGUCCUGGUGUUUUGGAUCCUGACGAGUUAAGUUGUAUGAUUGAGGGUGUUGAGAAGGGAGAUAAGCACACAUCUUCGUUACCGGCGAUUCAAGAGGAAGUUUCCGGGUCAUGUGAGUCUAUCUCUACCUUGAAAAGCGACAAUAGCUUGACUCAGGAGAGUCUAGAGGAUGUUGAUUUGUUUCAAGAUGUAAGAGCUUCGAUUCAGAACUUCGGCAGGAUGUCCGAUUUGGCAAGGGCAAACAGAAAUGUUCUAUCUAGGUUCCAAAUUGGUGACUCUUCGAAAGAGGUUGGCAUGACUUCUUGUAAGAAGGCCCCAAGUUCUAGGAAUCCAAUUGCAGGGAUGCAUGGCACAGGGAAGUUGACAAAGAAGAUUCCUAUUUCUCCACACCUUUCACGGCAGUUCAAGGAAGGUGUUGAGAAGGGUGAUAAGCAUUUACCACCGAUACAAGACGAUGUGCAUGGGUCAUGUGAGUCUAUCUCUACCUUUAAAAGCAACAAUAGCUUGACCCAAGAGAGUCUAGAGGAUGAUUUGUUUCAGGAUGUAAGAGCUUCGAUUCAGAACUUUGGCAGGAUGUCCGAUUUGGCAAGGGCAAACAGAAAUGUUCCAUCUAGGUUCCAAACUGGUGGCUCUUCGAAAGAGGUUGGCAUGGCUUCUUGUAAGAAGGCCCCAAGUUCCAAGAGUCCAAGUGCAAGCAUGCAAGGCACGGGGAAGUUGACAAAGAAGAAUCCUAUUUCUCCACACCUUUCACAGAAACCUGUUGCUAGAAGGGAAGAGCCAUGUAUUUCAAAGCAACGAAAGACACUAGGAAAGUCUAGUCCAAGUUCAACAAUAUCUUCCAAUAGAAGUUCCCUUGGUGAUUUUCAUGUCAAAAGUGAAAAGGACAAGGCAAAUAAAAACAAUUGUGGUAAGGUCAAUUCUGUGAUGAACACAACUGUCAUUAAAGGUUCUCAAGUUAAUGGACUUCAACCCAUCACAUCAUCCAAAUCCCCAUUAGGUCUAUCAGUUGCUACAAAAACAAAAUCAACAAUUUCCCCAUCUUCCAGCAGCAACCUAUCCAGUAAUAUUAGCAAAUCACCAUUGAAUUCCUUAAAAAGAAAAGUUGAUGCUGGAACAAAAAAGUCACCCUCUUCUUGCUCAGUUGUCAGAACACCACCAAGAAUUGCUUCAAGAGAUAAAAUUGGGUCUAGCAAUUCUAGUCUUUCAGGCUUGGUUUCUGCCACCAAGUUCUCUUCUAGUGUUUCGCCCGCAAACUCUAUUAGUGAUUGGUCUUCAGAGUCAUCAUCAUCAACUUCUAUGACUAAAUUUAGGUCUAAAAGUUCAAGGACUACCUUUCACAGUAGCUCUAGUAGAAUGCACAUACCAAAGAAAGGUGCUACACAUGUUUCAAAUUCUCAAAAAUCUCAAAGUGGUUCAUGCUUAGAAGGGAAGGAGAGUAGGAAUGCGGGAUCCAUUGGUCAGUGUGUAAUGGCUACUGCUAAAGGAAUGGUUCUUACCCCCUCUCCCAAGAAACCAUUAGGCCUCCGACAGCCAUCACCCAAGAUUGGCUUCUUUGACAGGGGGAAAUCAUCAAUCCGCAGUCCAUGUGAGAGGAUGCAACCACACACUGUUGCGCCACAAGGAAGGGUCAGUCCUUCUGAAGCACAAAACAAAGCAAGGCUUGGAAAGCUACAAUCACCAAGAUCAAUUAUACCAACUGAAAGCAAAGAGUUGAUUAACCGGCAAGAUUUGCAUCCAGUUCCUCUUAAUAAAUCAUCAGAUGUUAAGACUUCUAUGGCUUUGCCGUGUGUCAAAAGCUCUGCUGUUGCGCCCAUGGAAGUUCAAAACCUAAUGCAUCUUAAAGCUGGUGUGGGUAACUUGGAUGCUAAUAGCACCAUGGUCGAAGGGCAUAUUAGAGGUGUACAAGAUCUAAAUCUUGGCUUUACGCAGGGAAAUUCUCAGUACGAUGAUCAAGUUGAUUGUUUGAGCAGACAAGUUGAACUUAUGGAUAUAAAUUUGAAGACACAAACAUAGCACAAUGGUGGGAGGAAAUCUUGAAGGGUCAUUACUUCAUUUACUCGACUUAUUUCCCCAGCCAAUUCUGAUAUGCAAAUUGCACAAGGAGGUCCUUUUUUGUGUGAAUCAAGGUCAUUUGAUGUCAAUAACAAUAGGCAAGUAUAGAUGGCUUGGCUAUCACUUCUAUAGAAUCAGUAAACAUUUUGAAGAACCUAGGAUUAACAAACUCAAUCGUCCCACAUAGACCAGUAGCAUGCAUUUUAUUUUUUGUAAAGUAGCACAUUUGAAAUAAUCAUUUUUUUUUCUUAAAAAAAUAGCCUUAUAAGUUGGAAUAAAGUGAAUGAUAUAUUUAUUUUUUUACGGGUGAAUGAUAUGUUUUUUGACAAAGAAUCAACUGGGUGAUGAAUAUUAAUUAGCUGAAUUAAAUGUA
Medicago truncatula (barrel medic) is the source of this 2789-nucleotide messenger RNA. RefSeq lists its product as uncharacterized. The record is from RefSeq and is a predicted model, not a curated record. Lineage: Eukaryota; Viridiplantae; Streptophyta; Magnoliopsida; Fabales; Fabaceae. The transcript is spliced from 13 exons. Gene Ontology annotation, molecular function: microtubule binding. The coding region runs from base 89 to 2377 and encodes 762 amino acids.